This is a messenger RNA of Gryllus bimaculatus (two-spotted cricket), 2869 nucleotides long. The record is from the annotation of a GenBank genome assembly. Lineage: Eukaryota; Metazoa; Arthropoda; Insecta; Orthoptera; Gryllidae.
UUUCGUGUAUUCACUCUGGUCUGAAUUCCGUGUUCGCGGGUUGAUAUGAUAUUUUCAAGGAAGACAUAAAAGUGACGAAAGAUUCGUGGCAAUUCAAGGUUAAUUCUGCGGGAAUUCGAGUUGACAUAAAUAUGAUUUGCGCAACUUAUUACAACGAGCAUUAGUGAUAUCACAACGCAUAAAAAAUGAGAAAUGUAGUUGCACCAUUCGCCUAAGUGUCUUAAAAUUCGCGAGUGUUCCCUAAAACUUUUACCUUACCGCUUUAGUGUCCUUACAUCAUCAUUCAAAAGUGUAUCGUUUUCUGAAAUUAAUAAUACAAUGGAAAUUGAUGUGUUUGAAGGUAGUUAUUCAGACUCUACCAUUGAAGGAUUUGGUUCCGAUUCUGAUGAAAUUGAAGUAAUUCCUAUUGAACACCCAAAUCAAUCAAACAUAUUGCACGCUGACCUCGCUCAAAAUGUUGACGAGAGAUCUGCUGAAGCUGCUGAUAAUCCAAAUGAAAUCUUUCAAAAUGAGGUUCCCAAUAAUGAAAAUGCUGAACCCAAUGAUGAUGCCCUUGAACAGGCUCCUGUUGAAGAGAAUCAAAAUGUGCCAGAAGAAAAAAGUGAAGUCAUUCAACCAUCACAGACUGGCAAACGGAGUCGUGAUACAGACUCUGAUGAUGACGAUGAUGAUGAUGCCUCUAAAAAUGUAUGUCCAAUAUGCAUGGAUAAAUGGACAAAUGCUGGUGAUCACCGCUUAGUUUGUCUUAAAUGUGGGCAUUUGUUUGGAAAUAGCUGCAUCAUUAGAUGGUUAGAAAUUGGGUGCCCAUCUGGUCAACGACGAUGCCCCCAAUGCAACAAAAAAGCUCACAAGAAAGACAUUAGGACAUUAUACGCCCAAAACCUGCAAGCACUUGAUACAUCAGAAUAUGAGAAGUUACAAGAAGAACUGAACAUCCUUAAACAAGAAAAAGCACGUUUAGAAACUGAAAUUGCUAGAGUUAACUUGAAUAACAAAUUGCAACAAGAAGAACUUAAGAAAACUUUGAACAAAGUGCAAAGUUUAGAGAAAUCUCUAACUUCUCAAACAACUCAGAGCUCACAACCCAUAUCUCAGUCAACAGUUUCUCGUAUGGUUCUAGAAAGCACUCUUGAAAUAAGUAAUGCUGGUGGAUGCCGUGUUUUAACCUGGAAUUCACUGAUGCAUGAAUUAUAUAUUUCUCAUAGCUCAACUAAUAAUUUAUUUCCUGGCUUUAGUGUGAGAAAGGUAAGUCUACAAGAUGGUAGACCUGUGUUUGGACAGUGUGUCUUCCUUCAUACAAAAGCAAUUCGUGAUCUUGCUGUUCGUCCCCAAAGUAAAGACUUGCUGUUGAGUGUGUCUUUAGACAAAACUGCUAAACUAAUGGAUUUAUCCAACAAUAGUGUGGUGAACAAAUUCAAUACUAACAAUCCAUUGUGGAGUUGCUGUUGGGACUGCAACAAUCUGAACAGGUUUUUUGUGGGCAGCCAGAAUGGAAAUGUGUUUCAGUUUGAUUCACGACAACCUAAUUCCCCUCUUCAGCUCCUUGCAUUUCCUGGGGAUUUGUCUCCCGUUACAUCUGUAGUUUCACUACCUUAUUGUGCUGGGAGAGUUAUGCCCCAAGGUGGUAUUCUUGUUUCUAAACUUGUUUCUUGUUGGGCAUUCUCGCAAAACAGUGUUGGGGAUCAGUACCAUGGACAGCAAUUGCCUUUAGAGGGUCCCUUCACGUCUUUGUGCUAUGAAAAAGAAACGGAUCAUAUCUUGAUAUCAAAAAGGCCAAAUGCACGAAAUCCUAACACUUGCCACAUGGUAUGCCAACUUGAACAGGAAGGUAGUGCUAUUACCUGCAAUGUAGUCCACAGUUUUUUGGCAGGGACUGCUCAGAUGCAGUUAUCUCGGCCCUGCCUGACAAAAGUUCAGAAUGAUAUGUUUGUAUCUGCUUACAUAGAAAGUCGGAGCACUAUAAACGUAUGGAAUGUGACAUCUGGACAGAUAGUUGCCACAGUAAAAGCAUAUGAUCCUGUGAAAGACAUUUGUGCUGUAGUGUGCAAUGAUAAGUUAUGGCUUGCUGCAUUAUCUGAAAAAACUUUGAGGAUAUAUAGCAUGUCUUAAUAAUUCUAAGAAUAUUCAUUUUGUAAAUUUAUAAUAUUUUACUGUUAUUUAGUAUAUGUAAGGAUUAAUCCUUUUUUUGUGUAUGUAUGAACCUUCAUGCUUUUGAUUAAUUGUGCAUACUUAACAUUGUUGAAGCAAUUAGAUUGCUGAAAGUUUGCAUGAAAUGUUUUUUUAAUUUUGAAUGACUUUAAUGAAUUUGGAUGUGUUGAAAUCAAUUGUAGGUAGGACUAAAAAGCGAUGAACUUUGAAAAAUGCAUGAAACUUGUGCUAAACCAUACACUUGCAUAAGAUUUUUCUAUACUUUAAACUUUUUUUUUGUGUGUGUGUGCUUAGAUUAUGCAUGUCACAUUAUACCCUUAUUGGAAAAUGUUUAAUUUGUACAGCAAUUUUGGAAGAAAAUUGACAGUGAUAACCAUUUUUGUAAAUUGCAUUUAUGAUUUUUAUGUGACGGUUGAUUGGAACUUGUCUACUCCACUGUAAAUAUAGUUUGUAAUAAAACUUGUUUCAAUUGUGUAUUUUGUAAAUGAUAUAAUUUUGCUUUUCCAUAAAUUAUUUCUUAGAGCUAAUAUUAAGUGAUGCAACCCAGUGGAUUGUGAUAUGUAGGGGCCAGAUUAUGUAAUAGUUAAAAUUUUUGCAGUUGAUUAAUUUUAAAUAACUAGAUAGAAAAAUUAUUGAAGUAAAAUAUUUUAAUUUAUCAAAUGAAAAUCAUGAGUGAACCUGAGAUUUGUGCUUCUAUCCAACUGGAAUUACUUUUCGAAUG